Suricata suricatta (meerkat) is the source of this 2892-nucleotide messenger RNA. RefSeq names its product armadillo like helical domain containing 4 (gene ARMH4). Lineage: Eukaryota; Metazoa; Chordata; Mammalia; Carnivora; Herpestidae. The transcript has 8 exons. The coding region runs from base 160 to 2487 and encodes 775 amino acids. The record is from RefSeq and is a predicted model, not a curated record.
CCCAGACGGCGGAGGGAGCCGCCGCCGCUGCAGGGGCCGCGCCGGGGAUGCCCAGCGCGGGCGCCGCCGCUCUCCGCGCGCUGCUCGGCUGAAGGCGCACAGGACUCAAUUACUGGAAUUGUCAACUCUGCUGAUUUAUGUGCACAUUUCUCUUCCACUAUGAGCAGACCAAUUGUAUUGCACAUUUGUCUGGCAUUCUGUGGCCUUCUCCUUCUCAACUUUGCCACACAGUGCAUGGCCUUCCCCAAAAUGGGAAGAAGGGAGAUAGCACAUGACCAUGCAGACACGGGGCAGCCAGAGAGGAUGAACACAGCUGACCCAGAAAAUGACUCUAUUACUUCGAAGUGCACUCCCCAGCUGUUGGUAUCUGAAGAGCCAAUGAUAGUGUUAGCGGAGCCAUCAGCAAUGUCAUUAAAUAAAGUAUUUCCUAUUAACAAAGACGCUCAUCCAAUAGGAGCUGGGCUCACACAGCCUAAUAGCCCUGGCAUUUACACUGAGACAGUGGUCCCUGUGGAGGAGGAAAUAUUUGCUUCCAGCCAGCCAGAGAGAGUGUUUCCUGAAAGCCCACUCUCCAAGGCCAUGCUAACCAACCCUACUGCUGCAACCGCUCCUCUGAACAUGGAUGAGAAGGAGGAACCCUUCAGUAGUACCAUCAUUCAGCCCAUUGUGGAAGGGACCACAGAAACAACACAGGGUUUUCUGAAGCGUGUGGAACAUCAGUUGGCACCUGAAAGUCAGGGAAGCGUUAGUCUGGGACAUGUGCCUUCCUCUGAUGUGAAUACUAAAGAAAUGCUGACCACCAGUCCCAGGACUGAGAAGUUUGAAGCAGACCCAGAACACAGGGCAACUUUUUUUCCUGGUGCUGAGCCCACAGCAGGCAUGGUGCCUGGAAGCCCCAUGCCUGAUCGGGAGAAGCCUUUGCAGAUGACAGCUGAUCAUACCCAGACUACUGCCACCAAGCACUGGCUCACCACCUCUGAGUAUACCCUGAGUGUUGAGCCAGAAACUAACAGGCUGCUGGGAGCCCCAGGAGUUACAGUGAGUGUCAGCACUGCCGGUCCAGCUGCCUCAGUCAUAAGUGAUGAGUGGGAUGACACUAAAUUAGCGAGUGUAAGCCAGAUAACUAUCCCAAAGCUUGGAGACAACAUAGAGACACAGGUAGGAGUGGAAACGUCUCAGAUAGUCCGAGUACCAGAUAAUGAUGCAAUGGAAGCUAUGGAGGAGGGUGAACCUUUGACAGAGGUUGCAGAGGCAGCUCUGGUGCUGCCAGAAGGGGAAGUCCACAUGGGGACAGCCCUGCUAAUGGCACAUGGGGAGGAGCCAUUAUCUACCCUCACCGAUCAGAGUUCCUUUACUCCCACAAGUCUGAUGGAAGAUACAAAAGUCUCUGCUGUAAACCUCUUCCAAGAUACUGCAGACUUCAUCGAGUCCACUAAGGAAAACGAUGCUAUGUUCUUCAUAGAGACCACUGUCUCCAUCUCGGAAUAUGAAUCUGAGGCGCAUCAACUGUUGGGAAGUACCUCAAAAGACAUCAUCACUCAAGAGAUGACAACAGUUGUUCAAGAAGCAGAAGCCACUUUAUCAUUGGUGACACAAGAGCAGCAGGUUUCUACCCUCGAGGUUCCCAGAGAAACUGGUAAGACUGAGGGAGGAAAAGAGCCCUCCUCCGCAGCAUCUGGUGCUCCUGCCGUCACUCAGCUCUCCAGCAGAUGGGAGCCUCUGGCCACUGCACUUUCAACUACAGCCCCGCCUCUGUCUUUUGAAGUUACUUCUGCUCUGGAAGAUAUAAUGGACACCAUCACAGAGCCAAAUGAGGAAUUGUUCACACCCGUUCUGGGCUCUCCAGUGACUCCCCCUGGAAUAUUGGAGGAAGCACCCAGCAUUUUCCCAGCGCUUUCUGAUUCCGAGGCAUCCUCUGAGACAAGAACCAUUGUUCCAUCCAGUAGCCAUGUUAAUACAGCUGCCUCAUUUGGCCUGGAACAGCUUGAAUCUGAAGAGGGUGAAGAAGACGAGGAUGAAGAUGAGGAGGAGGAAGAUGAAGAAGAGGAAGAUGAGGAGGAAGAUGAAGAAGAUAAAGAUGCAGAGCCCCUGGAUGAGAGCUUGGAUGGUGACGCCGAGCUGCCGGGGUUUACUCUCCCUGGCGUCACAUCUCAGGAACCUGGUUUAGAGCAAGGAAACCUGGGUCCUUUGGAGGGAGCCACCUACCAGGUGCCAGAUGCUAUCGAGUGGGAACAGCAGAAUCAGGGCCUGGUGAGAAGCUGGAUGGAAAAACUGAAAGACAAGGCUGGUUACAUGUCUGGGAUGCUGGUUCCCGUAGGGGUUGGGAUAGCGGGAGCCUUGUUCAUCUUGGGAGCACUCUACAGCAUUAAGGUUAUGAAUCGGCGAAGGAGAAAUGGCUUCAAAAGGCAUAAAAGAAAGCAGAGAGAAUUCAACAGCAUGCAAGAUCGAGUAAUGCUCUUAGCCGACAGCUCCGAAGAUGAAUUUUGAAUUGGAUGGAAGUUUAAUUGGGAUAUUCGACUGCGUUAUCAUUUUAUUUUUUAUUUCGGGGCAAAAAGAAAAAAAAAGAACAGCAUCCUGCCACGUCGCUACUGUCAGGCCAUCGGUCUUACUCUCUUCUGGGCAGUAGAUUUUUUUCUUGUACUGAGAGAAAAGGCAUGCUGUAUACUUAAUGUAAUAGGCAGUGUUUGUUUUUAUUCUGUAGUAAAUUUUCCAUGAUCAUAGGCUCCAACUCAUCAAUAUGCACCAUUCACGUUGUUCACUGGGAGUUGCUAGGUAAAUAAUUUGUAUUUUCCCAAAGGGCCUUUUCCUUGGUUUACCUGUACUAAGUAUAACGAUUUGCUGCCAAGGCAUGUUGACUGUGAAAUAGAAAUCUUAACCAAGAGUAACUUGUGA